AUGCAGGUGUACCUGACGCUUCUGCUCAUCAGCUACUUGCUGACUCCCAUUGGGGCUUCCAUCUUGGGGCGCUGCGUAGUGGCUAAGAGGCUCCGUGACGGAGGCUUGAAUUAUUUUGAGGGCUACAGCCUUGAGAACUGGGUGUGCCUGGCUUAUUUUGAGAGCAAGUUCAAUCCCUCGGCUGUCUAUGAGAACUCAAAAGCUGGCUACACUGGCUUUGGCCUCUUUCAGAUCCGAGACAGCGACUGGUGUGACCAUGGCAAGAACCUCUGCAGAGUGUCCUGCUCUGCGUUACUGAAUCCAAACUUAAAGGACACGAUCGAAUGUGCCAAGAAAAUCGUGAAAGGAAAAGAAGGGAUGGGCGCAUGGCCUGUCUGGUCCAGGAACUGCCAGUUGUCUGACACCCUGGAGAGGUGGCUGGACGGCUGUGACCUGUAG
Messenger RNA from Chionomys nivalis (European snow vole), 438 nucleotides. RefSeq names its product lysozyme like 4 (gene Lyzl4). Gene Ontology annotation, biological process: fusion of sperm to egg plasma membrane involved in single fertilization. Gene Ontology annotation, molecular function: lysozyme activity. Bases 1 to 438 code for a protein of 145 amino acids. Lineage: Eukaryota; Metazoa; Chordata; Mammalia; Rodentia; Cricetidae. The record is from RefSeq and is a predicted model, not a curated record. The transcript has 4 exons. Gene Ontology annotation, cellular component: sperm flagellum; acrosomal vesicle.